Molecule: messenger RNA, 5383 nt
Organism: Wallemia mellicola CBS 633.66
Lineage: Eukaryota; Fungi; Basidiomycota; Wallemiomycetes; Wallemiales; Wallemiaceae
Product: phospholipase D
Exons: 6
Coding region: 131-4231 (1366 amino acids)
Biological process (GO): phosphatidic acid biosynthetic process; intracellular signal transduction; cell motility
Molecular function (GO): phosphatidylinositol binding; D-type glycerophospholipase activity
Source: RefSeq, a predicted model, not a curated record
ACCAGAUGCACAAAUAACACAAGAACCCGGCGAUGUAUCUCCCCCUUUACCCUCUUUAGAUACAAAGGAACCUUUAAAACAAACAAAGCAGUCACGCCCUUCUUCUGCACGUCCUUCGCCAACACUCUCAAUGAGUUCUUAUGCUGGGACUUCUCAGCAUCCAAACCCUCGUGCGCGAUUACUACUUAAUAUGCCAGACACCCCUACAAGUUUGGCUGGAAAAGAGGAGGAUCCAUUUGCCGCGAAGUUCGCACCAAAUUCCAGCGAAAUGAAGGGCGUCUACUCUGCACAACAAUCUCGUUCUUCUUCUAUGGCCGCCGAAUCCGGAAGUGAAUGGGAAGAUGAGGAAUCUGUUAAACCGAAAAAGAAGAAGAAACAACAGAAAGUCAAAUCGCGCAGUCAUGAUGACGCACAGCAAUCUCAAUCACGAAAUGAGCACUCUGAGCCUUCCAGACCGAACACUGCGACACAAGUAUCCAGACGUUCGUCAUUUAAUGAUAACAAAGCUGAUAAAUUCGAUAAGUCGAGUAAACAACGAUGGGCUGCUCUCAAAAGUAAAAUUAUUGGAAAUAAAGGUCCAAUACAGUCUCGUACAGGUGCUGAAGUUGAUUUAGUGUCUGAAUGUAUGUACGGAAUGCUCCCAGCCGUUAUGCUCAAGAUGGCUCUUGAUCGCGACGAACAUCAGUCACCACGUAUACCAGUAUUUCUCCAUCAUUUGAAGAUCAGAGUUAGUGAUAGUGUACACCCAUUAUCCAACACUCAUGCUAUGUUUAGAAUUGAGUGCCAAUACGGUGAUUCUAAUCUAAGAUGGACAAUUUACAGAGAGCUACGUGAUUUUGUCAGUCUCCACACACAUUUCCGUGUCGCCUCUGUACGUAGAACGAUGGAAGGUCUUCCCGAAUUUCCAAAAACUAGUCUACCGUACUUCAAUCUACUCAAAAGAGAAGUCAGAUUAAAAGGAAGGGAAUUGUCUAAGUCGGAUUUCGCUAGAAUGCAAAGAGAUGCUCUCCAAAAUUACCUCAUUGAUCUCAUUCGUUCGACAAUGUUCUCUUCAUCUGCUAAUCGCAUUUGUCGUUUCUUUGAAUUCUCAGCCAUGACUGUAUUCCUCAUUUCAAAGGGUGGUAGUCAGGGGAAAGCUGGAUAUUUGCGCAUAAUGUCCAACAAUUGUGGUAGACUAUCAGCACAACCGUCUAUUGUAUCUGGAAUCAAACUAAAGAAACUACGAGAACCAAAGUGGUGGAUCGUCAGAGAUGAUUAUCUAGUUUGUGUUGAAGAUGCACACUCAAUCAACCUUUAUGACGUAUUCCUGAUUGAUAGUGACUUUUCAAUUGAAAGGCCAAAAAGAUACUACAGGCAAACUGCAAAUGCAAUCAGAGCACCUUUUGUAGAAGGUGAAGCCUUUAUUCAGCAGCAUCAUCCUCACUUGCCUGGUCAUCAUCCACGACAGGCCACCCAACCAAAGGACAGUAAAUUAGAUCAUGUUAAAAGUAUAGACACGCGUCCUUCAAGUUCAUAUGCGCGUGAAAAUAGUGCAGAUGAAGCGAACCUCAAUCUUGAACAACAGCAAAUUAAUGAUAACGUUGACUCCGAUAAUCAACUUGUCUCAUCUACUUAUAAAAAAGACACAUCAACACAUACUUUCUACAUACGUAAUAGUGAAAGGAGGAUGAAGCUGGUAGCAAAGAAUGAGAGACAAAUGGAGCAAUUUAUUCAGAGUAUGAUGAUGAUGAAAAAUAUGACACCUUGGUCACAGAUACACAGAUUUGAUUCAUAUGCUCCAGUACGCUUGAACGUUAGUGCACAGUGGCUAGUAGAUGGUAGAGACUACUACUGGCAAUUAUCAAGAGCUGUUUCCUUGGCUCAAGAAAGUAUUUACAUCCAUGAUUGGUGGUUAUCACCUGAACUGCAACUUCGUAGACCAGGUCAACAUAAAUGGAAACUAUCUAAUCUCUUGCAACGUAAAGCAGAAGAGGGUGUCAAGAUUUAUGUCAUCGUCUACCGUGAAGUUAGUAACGAAUUUACACCAAUUGAUAGUAAUUAUACCAAACAAACUUUGCGCUCCUUACAUGAGAAUAUCAUGGUACAAAGAUCUCCUUCACAUUUGUCAACUGGCGUCUUAUACUUCUCUCACCACGAGAAGUUAUGUGUCAUUGAUCAAACUAUGGCCUUCAUGGGUGGAUUGGAUCUAUGUUUUGGUAGAUGGGAUACGCCGCAACAUAUCUGCGUCGAUGAAGGAGGCGAGAAUGGAAAUGACUUUAUCUGGCCUGGAAAGGAUUAUUCUAAUGCCCGUGUUUCCGAUUUCCAUUCUUUGACUAAACCAUACGAAGACAUAUUUGAUAGACCGACCACACCUCGUAUGCCAUGGCAUGACGUCGCUUUACAAUUAAUCGGACAACCAGCUCGCGAUUUAUCUAGGCACUUUAUCCAACGUUGGAACUACCUCCUUAGGACAAAGCAUCAUAGCAGAGAGCUCCCAUUCUUGCUCCCACCAGGAGACCUCACAAAUGCCGAACUCGAAAACCAGAGAAUGAAGGGAACUUUAGAGAUGCAAAUCUGUAGGUCUUGUGGUCCUUGGAGCAUUGGUACACCAGACAAAGUAGAACACUCUAUUCAAAAUGCCUAUGUUAAAGCUAUUCAAAAGAGUGAACAUUUCGUUUAUAUUGAAAAUCAAUUCUUUGUUACUUCGACAAUUGUCGAUACAACUGUAAUUGAAAAUCAAAUAGGAGAUGCACUCGUCAAUCGUAUAAUUAGAGCUUAUCGUGAAAAUCAAACAUGGAGAGCAUGUAUAAUUGUACCUCUUUUACCAGGAUAUGCUGAAUCAGUUGAUAACCCUAACGCAUCAUCAGUUCGAUUAAUUGUCGAUUGUCAAAACAGGUCAAUUUGCAGAGGUGCACAUUCCAUUUUCGCGAGAUUGAGAAAGGAGGGUAUAGAUCCGGAUGAUUAUAUCACUUUCUUCAGUUUGAGAAGUUGGGGUAAAUUCAAAUCAGGUAACCUGACUUCAGAGAUACUCUAUAUUCACGCCAAGACAAUGACAGUUGAUGAUAGACUGACAAUUAUUGGUAGUGCCAAUAUAAAUGAACGUAGUCAACGUGGUGAUAGAGAUUCAGAGAUAGCUUCAAUUAUUCGUGACACUGAUAUGAUAGAUAGCCAAAUGGCUGGAAAACCUUACAAAGUUGGUCGUUUCAACCAUAGUCUUAGAGUUAGAUUAAUGAGGGAGCAUCUUGGAAUCGAUGUCGAUGAUAUUAAAAGUAAUGAAACAUUUGCGAAAGGAGAAUCUGAAGCGGUAUCUCAUGAGCAACCUCAAGCUAAUGGUGAAGAAGGCAUUGGACAGACGAGUGGUUCUAAAUACUGGGCACCUGAGAAUGACCAUAUACAUACAAAGGAUGAUAGACAUUACCACAACAAACAGGCCCCAGAUCUUGAAGUAACAGAGCCACUUGACAGAUUGCAGAAUGCUAUAAAGAGAUCUUAUCAAGAAUUGAGAGGUGAAGCAAAUGAUGAUGCAUCUAUCAGCAAGAAAGUGGAACAAGAUGAAGCUGACAAGGUUAAUGGAGAUAACCUAAUUACACCUGAAAGACCAUACGGUAGUAACGUCGAGAGACGCACGCGUAGUCGCGGAUACAGUACUACGUCAUCUGCAACGGCUUUCGAUCAGCGUCGUGGAAGAAGAUCAACAAUUGCUACGACCAAGAGUGGGAACUUCACUAUGCCAUUCCCGGGUCCUUCAUUCGAUAAGGACAGCUUCAUAGAUCCUUGUUCUGAGACCUUCUUUGAAGAUAUUUGGAUAGCUUCUGCAAUCUACAAUACAGAGAUUUAUAGAAAGGUCUUCCACGUAACACCAGACGAUACAGUUACUACAUGGGGUCAUUUGAAGAACUUCAAUAUGCUUGCUGACAAGCACAAGAGACCAAUAGUCGAGGAUCUCACCAAUGGUGUGGAACGGUCGAACAGUGGAUCAUCAUCGAGAUACCUCAACGGCUUUACUAAUAAUGACGAAGAAAGCAAUGGAUCGCCUAAACCACAAAGAAGUAGACGUAAUACACGUAAUCCGAGCGUUACUGCGGAACCUGGUGGUUACACUCGUAGUGAAAUUGAAUCAAUGGAGAAAAUGUUAAAUCAAUUAAAAGGCAACUUAGUUUUAUACCCAACUAAGUUCCUUGAAACUGAAGAUAUGUCUGGCAAUUUCCUCUUUAAUGCUGAUCAUCUACAUCCACUUCAAGUAUACAAUUAAUAUACCCAUAAAAACACUCCUUGUACUUUUUCUAAAUUACCUUAUUCUUCAUACUACAACUAUCAUGAAAAUCAGCGAAAUAAAGUUAAAGCAUUCAAUCAAAGGCUUGAAAGCGUAUGAGAAGUUAGCGCUUAGGAAAUUCGACAGUGACGAUGCGUGGUUUAUUUCAGAUAAGCUGCGUAGUUACGAUUACGAGGGUUCAAGCAUCGUUUUCACUGUCCGUUUGUUCAACGGUUUAGAGUUAACUUCAGGCGUAAUUGGACAAGUUGCACCACACAACUACGACUGGUUGAAUGCUAAAUACAACACCGUAGCUAAAUACCACAUGUCUAGUCAUCUCUAUGGACAAAACCUUAUCGUAAAACAUCAUUCUAUACCUAGUUGGCAAUUAUCACCUGAAGAUACAUCACGUAUUGCUGCAAUGGCAGAUGUGAGCGAGUAUACCAAUGAAUACUUUCGUACUCUCCUCGUAGAAGAAAAAGGAUGUCAAGUCGACUGGAAUGAGUUAAGUGAUGAUUACAGAACUUUCAUAAGCACCUUUGAGAAAAAGACACUUCUACAUUUUACUGGUGACGAACUUGAUGGAUUCUUCAAAUCCAUCUUCCCAAGUUCCGUUGCGAAGACUGGUCCGAAUGGCUGUUAUUAUAUUGAAAAUGUCCGCAUAAAGGAUUCUAACGAGAAACUGAAGAUUAGUCCAACUAAUCUCAUGGGUGAAAAAACUGAAAACAAGUAUCCGGAGUAUGCAGCUCAUGGAGGUGCUUUCCCUAUCAAUAUUAAGAAUGUAUUGAGUCCAAUUGGAGCACUAUCAAUAUCAGGUUUGCCUAAUGGAUCGCUAGACCAUGCUGUGGCUUAUAACGUCAUUACUGAAUUGGCUGCACAUCAAGCUUAAGUCUAGAUAGGAUCGUCUGACUGUGAUUGUCAUCAAAGGUAUACUGUAACUUGUAAAAUUUUGACGAAAUACAUUACUCAAUUGGAAAUCAAGAAUCUGAAAUGUUUCUACGGCGGAUUAAUUAAGUGGAGACAACAAUUAUAUAGGUAAAAAUGCAUUAUGAAGGUCCCAUAAUAUUUCAGCGAAUAGAUUUGAUCAACAAAAACACGGUUUGUGUCCAAAUUCCAAAAACAUAAUGCUUGAUUAACUCUAGCUACACUUUU